GGAAAACAAUAUACUGUUGAUCUCCACCUACGCGACUUGUCAUUUUCUUCGACUUUGCGAUAUAAUCUUACGGAUUUUUUCGAUUGGUUUUCAUAUUCUAUCGAUCGUUCGAACUUACUUCUUUCAUUACGAACGAUAAUAUGACAAAUUAUAAACGUCUUAUUAUUGUAAAUGAUAUAUAAAAAAUUUCUUAAGGCUAUGCUUUUAGAAUUUGAAAGUACGCGGUUUAACGUUGUUACCACUGAAGAAGAAUUCAUUUUUUUCAUUAGUAAUAGGAGUUUCGUUCGACAGAUGACGCACAUCAUCUCUUCUGGGUCGAAAGAUAGAUAAAACAGUUACAAAGAACAGCUAGACAGACAUUCAGAUAGAAAAAAAUAAUAAUAAGAGUAACGUAAGUUUUGUAUACUCUAAUAUGAAAUAUGUAAACUUUUUCAUUUUUAAUUGUUGAAUUAUGUAUGGUGCAUUUUAAAAUUAUUGCGAAAGUAAUCAUAUAAUGUCGAAAAUGACGUUAAAUCACAUUAGCAAGUUUGCUUUUCAAAUUUGUUUACAAAAGCAUAAGGUUGCUAAUGUAAGACUAAUACAAAGUCGAAUCUUCGCAUUAAAUGCCCAACAAUCUGAACAGAAAACAUUAGAAUGUUUAAAUGAAAGAUCUGUAUUACGUCUCAGUGGACAUGAAUCUGCUACCUUUUUACAAGGUUUGAUAACAAAUGAUAUUGGAUAUCUUAAAGAAGGCUCUGCAAGUAUUUAUUCUUUGUUUUUAAAUAUCAAAGGUAGAGUAUUAUACGAUACUAUUUUGUAUAAAAGCAAAGAGGAUAAUGUAUUUUACAUAGAAUGUGAUACUGCAGUAGUGGAGUCUUUAGAAAAGCAUUUAAAGAUGUAUAGGAUAAGAAAAAAAAUAGAUAUAUUAUGUAUAGAUAAAAAUAUGAAAGUUUGGUCUAUGUUUGAUCCAACUAAGGUCAUUGAUGAUGAAAAUAACAGUUCUUUUGAAGGCUCUAUUUUACCCUGUGAUAUUACAAAUAACAAAGCUAGCAAAUUUAUAGACAAUAUUAUAAUAUGUCAAGAUCCUAGAUCAUCAAGUUUUGGCUUAAGAAUUCUUGCUAACUCAGAUAUUGAAAGAUCCGAAAUCAUAAAAUAUUUGGAUCCUAAUAUCUCUAUUUCUGAGGAUAGUUUAAGCUACAAAGAAUUUAAAUACAAAAUUGGUCUUGCUGAAGGUGUCAAUGAUUUACCACCAGGCAAACCAUUACCUCUGGAAAUUAAUUGUGACUAUUUACACGGUAUCAGUUUUCAGAAAGGUUGCUAUAUUGGUCAAGAAUUAACAGCUCGUACAUAUCACACUGGUGUAGUGAGAAAACGUUUAUUACCUUUCAUAUUUGAUCAGAUUCCAACUAUAUCUUUUAAAUAUGAUGAAAAAAUCCUUGAUGAAUCUGGCAAGAUGAAUACUUCAACGAUCCAAGAGUCUAAGGAAAAAACGAGAGAAAUCUUUUCAUGCUCUUUCUGUACUUUACAAGAAUAUUUUGAUUUUAAAGGCUCAAAACCUCCUUUCGCACGACAUAUCACUUAUUUAGAAGAAUGUUAUGUUAUGAAAGAUCCUUUUGAUUUAACUGCUAAAGAUGUUCUGGUUAUUGGAGGAGAUUGUAAUAUUUGUAAAAAAGCAGUGUGUCUAGGAUGCAGUGUAUUUUUUACUAAAAGAUUUUGUCAAUCUUGUGCUGCAAACAAUUCAGAUAAAUUACCUUCACAAAUUCUCUCGAAAAUCAAGAUAUAACAAACAGCUGUUUUUUAAUGAAAUUAUAUACGUAGUACUGAAAAUAUAUCAUUUGUUUCAUAUAUUUUUAUGAUUAUAAAAUACAACUUUCAAAUAGAGGUACUAUAUUAAUAAAGGAUAUAAAUUAUUUGUUUCUGAAGAAUUUCUUACAAAUCAAUUAAUCAUUAUCUUGUUAUUCUCUUUACAAGAUUUAAGGAUAAAUAUUUUCUAGGAACAAUGUUAUAAACUUCGUAUCUCACUGAUGAUAAUAUUCAUUGUAAAAUUAGUUUAUAUGAUGUUUAUAAUUUGCAAAAAACUUAAAUUUGGUACAAAUAUGAUAAAACAUCUGCACUGCAGAAGAUUCUGUAUGUUGAAGAUAUUUUAUACAUAAAAGAAGUCACACAAUAAUCAAAUUAGACUUUCUGUACUUUUUUGGACUUUGUAGUAAGUAUUGCAGCCAUUUUCUUUUUCUCUUGUUCCAACUUAGACUUCUUCUUCUUUUUCUUUUCUACAGUAGCUUUCUCUCCUUGAAAGAUGGUAGUUUUCUUUACUGAAACAUUCGGGGUACUGUCUUUGUGUAAUUUAUUUUUAAGUUUUAAUUUCUUUUUAUUAUUCUCCUGUAACAAAAAAAAAAAAUAAAAAAUACCAAAAAGUAAAAAGGAAAACAAAUUAAUAUAUCUUCAGUACACAAUAUAAUAUACACAAUUUAAGAAAUAUAAUUAAACUUACUGUUGGAGUAGUUUUAUUUGCAUCAUUAGAUUUGAACUUCUUUGAUGAUUUAUUAACUUCAUUAUUUACUGAGAGUGAUCUUUUAUUCUUGUUUUUAAAUUUCUGUUUCGAUUUGUCAUCUGUAGAAUACCGUUUUACUCGUAUUUCUCGAUUUAGAAGAGUUGAUCCAUUUAAUUCUAAUGCUAGAGGUACAGAAUCUUCGCUUUGAAAAUUAACAUAUCCUAUUCCUUUUCCUGUACCUUUCCUCGUAUCUCUAAUUAAUCGUACAGAAUGAAUUUCUCCACAUUGUUUGAAGUGUUCCCAAACAUCAUUAUCUUUGAUUGCUAUAUACAGUAACAGAAAUUAGACAAAUACAUAUUAAGAUAUAAGUUCUGAAAAUGGAAGAAUCUGCAUUACUUACUGAAAGAUAAAUUUCCUAAGAACACAGCUUUCUUAUUAUCUGGUUUCUUUUUCAAUUUAUCAACAGAGUCUACUCUUAAGUAAUUGCCUUCGAAUUUUUUUCCAUUCAUACUUAAUGCUUUUUGAGCCGCUAUUACUGUUUUAUAUACAACAAACAUAGUAGUAACGUCUACUUUAGGAUGUAUCUGAUUUUUUAUAGCAGCUACUUUUUUCUUCCUCAUCAAAUCUUUUGGAACUAUACAUCUUUCCCGUAUAUUUUCGAUAUGACCAAAUUGUUUAAAUACUUUCUUUAUUUCUUCUUUCUUUACAAUAUUUGGAAUAUUACUAAUAUAAAUUGUUCUUUUAUUUAUUUCGAGUUCUUCAGACUCUGAUUCUUCAUCACUGAUGUCAAUAUCUUCAUCAUCUUCAUCGUCUCCCUUAAAAUCUUCAUCAUUUUCAUCAUCCACAAUACUGUUUGCUAAAAGAUCUUUCAAAGUAGGAGUAGACUCUUCAUUAUCUUCUUCAUCAUCAUCAUCUUCCUCAUCAUCGUCAUUUUCUUCAUUAAAACUAUCUUUUUUCUUUUUAUUUUUAUCUACAGAUGAAAUGUUUGUUUUGCGAUGAGAUUCAUCCAUAUCAUCAUUUUCGUCUUCUUCAUAAAGAUCACGAAAAGAAUCGUCAUUGUCGUCAUCGUCGUCGUCGUCGUCGUCAUCAUCAUCAUCAUCAUCCUGGUCGUCAUCAUCAUCACCUUCUUCUUCAACUUUCUUCUUUUUUUCUUCAGAUUUAUUUAU
Messenger RNA from Vespa velutina, 3636 nucleotides. RefSeq names its product putative transferase CAF17 homolog, mitochondrial. NCBI's taxonomy places the organism in Eukaryota, Metazoa, Arthropoda, Insecta, Hymenoptera, Vespidae. Gene Ontology annotation, molecular function: protein binding. The coding region runs from base 494 to 1762 and encodes 422 amino acids. The transcript has 3 exons. The record is from RefSeq and is a predicted model, not a curated record. Gene Ontology annotation, cellular component: mitochondrial matrix.